Molecule: messenger RNA, 4223 nt
Organism: Corythoichthys intestinalis (scribbled pipefish)
Lineage: Eukaryota; Metazoa; Chordata; Actinopteri; Syngnathiformes; Syngnathidae
Product: neuronal membrane glycoprotein M6-b-like
Exons: 7
Coding region: 100-978 (292 amino acids)
Biological process (GO): neuron projection development
Cellular component (GO): plasma membrane
Source: RefSeq, a predicted model, not a curated record
GAGAGAAGCCCGCGAACAUCAAGUCCCUACGACACGGUCCACCAUCCUUAUACCGUAAACCCCCAGUGCCACUAUAAGACACCAUAAAGCCCCAUAAUAAUGGAUGGAACAAAGCCGGCCAUGGACUCCAAUGCGGAGGAAACUCAAGACGAAGGACAGGAGAGCAAAGGAUGCUUCGAGUGCUGCAUCAAAUGUCUGGGCGGUGUGCCCUACGCCUCCCUGGUGGCCACCAUCCUCUGCUUCUCCGGUGUGGCCCUGUUCUGUGGUUGUGGCCAUGUGGCACUGACCGGCACUCUGACAAUGCUGGAAAACCACUUCUCCAGGAUCACCAGCGACCACGCCACCCUCACCUUGGUCAUUCAGAUAUUUCAGUACAUCAUCUACGGCAUUGCUUCCUUCUUCUUUGUGUACGCCAUUGUCUUGCUGGCUGAGGGAUUCUACACCACAAGCGCCAUCAAGAAAGAGCUGCAGAGUGACUUCAAGACCACCGUGUGUGGACGUUGCAUCACUGCCUUCUUCAUGUUCCUGACCUACAUCUUCGCUCUAGCAUUCCUCGCCAUCUUCGGCUUCACGGCCAUCCCAGUGUUCCUCUUUUUCAACAUGUGGAACACCUGUGCUGCCAUGAGGUCCCCUGAAUCCAAUAUCACCUCGCCCGACUCCAUUUGCGUGGAUGUCAGGCAAUAUGGUAUUAUUCCCUGGAAUGCAACACCAGGAAAAGCUUGUGGUUCCACUCUAGGAGACAUUUGCAAUACCAGUGAGUUCUACCUGUCCUAUCAUCUCUAUAUUGUGGCAUUUGCCGGCGCUGGAGCGACUGUCAUAGCACUGAUUCACUAUCUGAUGAUCUUGUCUGCCAACUGGGCCUACCUAAAGAGCGUCGUCUCCACGCAUGACUACCAGGACAUCAAGACUAAGGACGACCAGGACCUGGAGGCGGAGGCGCGCUCCAAGGAGGGCCAGAACUCGUCCUCCUACUCAUAAGGAUGGGUGACCCCGCUUACGACAUUACCCAUCUCCCCCUCACGUCUUCAGCCGCUAAUCCACCACAUUUUAGAAACCAAUAGGCUCCUUCUUAAAAGAAAAAAAAUGAAGAAAAAAAAAUCUGCAUCCCUAGUUAUAUUCAAUAGUCUCGCCCACUCCUGAGUCUCUCUGCUCUUCCCUUCCGCCAUGGUGGAUGGAGUUGGUGUACUCUCCCAUCAGAAGGGAACAGGAUUGAGGGUCAGGAGGAACGGCAGGCUGGCAGGUCCUCCCAAAGAGAAUGGGAGAGCUCGUCCGUCAGGCUGGAGCUCACAUACAGUCCAUCGAUUUACGAAGAGUCUCCUGGCUGUCGGGGUGCAGUCCGUCCAAGUGACUGAUGUCGUCGCCAUCCCCGAACCAGCACAGCCUCUCGACGCACGGCUCCCUGCGGCCUAAAUAAACAUUGUUUACUGUCGGCGCCCGACACGGAAAGCCAGACAGCGACCAACUUCCUCUUUUUUUUGUUGAUGUUUUAUAUGCAUAUAUAAAUAUAUAUGAAUAUGAAUAUAUUGUUUGAAUGUGUGCGAAUGUUGUUGUUUUUUAAUACUCUCUGAAAAUGCCAGGUACUCUUAAGAUAUUUCUUACGUUUUGGAUGUUCCUUCUCCCCAAUUUACUUCUUUAUGACUCCGUAUUGUUGAUACUCAGAACAUUGUCACUGUACAAAAAAAAAAAGAAAGGACUUUUAUCAACUCAAUCAAUUUCAAGGGCUUUAUAGCCUGAUUUGAUAUUUUGGGAAACGCUUACCUUCAGUUUACUGACACAGUAUUUUUAAUGCUCGAUCAUUUAGUUUUUCAUUUUUAACAAAAAAGCUAAACAUUGUAGGGUCUUUUCUUUUGUUAUUCAUUUACACAAAAUUCAAACUACAAAAUCAAUAAAUCGCUCACUUAAUCGGUCUUUUAUUUGAAAUCGUCAACUGUUAUGGUUACUUCUGCAGAUUUUUUUUUUUUUAUGUUAAACAUGUAGCUAAGCUAACUAACCACGUAGACACAGUCGGUCAUGUCUGUUGGUAAACGUUUCCUCAAACUUUGAUCAAACCCUGACUUCUCAGCAAUCAAUUUUUUUUUUUUAUUCCUACAUCUUGAAACUAUUAUAAAUGUUUGUCAACUGUUGCUAAGCCAAGACAUGACGUUUAAAAUUGGGGAAAAAAAUGUCACUCCUCAACACCAAAAUACAAAUAUGACUAAAAGAAGGCAAACGCUGGUUAACUAUUAACUACUCAUCUUCAUUCAUCUGUUAGAUCUGUCAAGCACUACAUAUGUGUCACUGGCAUAGAUGGUCAAAGAUAUUACAUUUGUGUAAACCGGGGGUCAGCAACCCGCGGCUCUAGAGCCGCAUGCGGCUUUUUAGCGCUGCCUUAGUGGCUCCUUGGAGCUUUUCGAAAAAUGUUUGAAAAUAGAAAAAAUGGGGGAGGGAAAUACAUUGAUAGUUUUAAUAUUGUGUCUGUAAGAGGAAAAACAUGACACAAACAUUCUACUAAUUCAUUAAUAUUGUAUUGCAGUUAAACUUCAUCAGAGUAGUCACGUGGUGUGUCAUUCUCUAUAGAAUUCACUGCAGAGAAAAUAAACGUUUACCGUAUUUUCCGCACUAUAAGGCGCAUCAGAAUAUAAGGCAUACCUUCAAUGAGCGCCCAAUUUUAAAACCGUUUUUAUGUAUAGGGCGCACUAUAUUAUAAGGCGCAGUAGUAGUAGUAGUAGUGGUUGGCGUUGUGCUAUGCAUCCGCAAGAUGGAGCUGAGCUAAACGGAAUGUCAUGCCAACUAAUAUUGAUCCAAAUAUAAAGCGCAUCAGAUUAUAAGGCUUUCAGGCUCGCCUUAUUGUGCAGAAAAUACUGUAAUCAUGAAAGCUGUUUUUGUAGCCAAUUUUGUCAUUUUGAUAGUAAGCUAAUAUAGAUACAUACAGCAUGUGUUGCCUUCAUUAUAAGGCUUUCAUAUUUUUUGCGGCUCCAAGUAUAUUUGGUUUUUAUUUUCUCCAAUUUGGCUCUUUCAACAUUUUAGGUCGCCGACCCCUGGUAUAAACAAAAGUGAAAUUGGACCAUUUUAUACGGCUCAGCUGAUUAUCACAAAGAAAAAUGGUUGGGAAUUGCUGAUCUUAAGUACAAUACUUACCCAAUACACAUUGAAUUUAGCAUAGUAAAAUUACUUCCUUUUGUGAAAAACUGUAAAUAGUUGUAUUGCCCAAAACCAUUUGAAUUGACACGAUAAGAACAGUCAAUGUUUGACCAUUCUAUUUUUUCCUUUUUCCCCAAAACAUGUACAUGUCUCUUUAUGUGAUUAGCACUCAAAUAAUAGAUCUGCAUUUGAUUUUACAAUUGUAAUGUAACAAAAGAUGUCGUGAGAUGGAUACAGCGCAGUCAUGAUACGAAGGAUCGAGGUUCCUGUGAUAUAAACACUUAAAAUGUGAAAUAAUUUCAGUUCUUGUGAUUCUUUUUUUUAUUUUAUAUGUAAGCCUGUAGUUUUUUUUCUUCUUCUUGUGGUUGUUUAUUUGUUUUAAUGACCUGCCAAAAGCGUGACUUGUCAGUGCAAUUGAGUACGGUAGUCUUUUUUUCCCCUUUUAAGCCUCUCAGAUGAACCACAGACUGUUUUUGGAUGUUUACACUCCGAAUAAAACAAGUCAGGAAUUUUCAUAUUCAUUUUAUAAUGUGAUAUUGUUUCAUAUUCAUAAACUAUACUUGUAUGAUUGAUAAACACUGCUUAGGCAACCCCCCAAAAAAGGAAAAAUAUAAUUUGAUGAGAUAAAGCAUGUCAGUAUUGUCCACGUGUGCAGCUGUCUAUUCUGUAUUUGGAGAAAAAAAGGACUUUUUUUGCCAUGUGUGCUGUUUGAUAAAAAUACAUCCUCUGCCACCAGGUGGAUGUAAAGGCAAACUUCAAUUUCCUAUCAGACAAUUCAUGUCAGGGUCUUGUCGUUUCCUUGUUAUUUGCAUGAAGGAGACAAGACAGUGUCUUUGCAGUUUUUUCAGGUGAUGUGUAGUCAGUCGUAUGACAACUUUGGUAGGCGGUGUUUUUCCCCACUUCCUCUGCACCCAGACCUUCUCCCCGUUUUUUAAAAAAGAAAAAAUAUAUAUACAGUAUCCAUUGUACUUUGAUGGCAAUGUAGUGUAUGUAGGUGUUUCCUUAUGGUUUUUAUUUUAAGUUGGAAAUAGUUUUAUGACUGCUAUAUAGUGAUGAUUUUUGUAACCUUCUCUAGUAAAACCAGUAUUUUUAUUAUGGUGUCA